UUCGUUGCUUAUUGUUCCAGCAGUCUAUAAUUUAAUUUUGGAAAAUGUCGAGCUCCGAGGCUGCCGAAUGCUUUGCAAAGCAUGGAAUAGUUCCAGAUAUACUCCCUGCGGCGCCAGCUGCUCUGCUCACGGUCACGUAUGGAGGCGGUCUGGUCGUCGACAAGGGAGCCGAACUGACGCCCACUCAGGUGAAGGCUCAUCCGACUGUGGAAUGGGACGCAGAGCCGGGUGCGAUGUACACGCUCCUCCUUACCGAUCCGGAUGCGCCCAGUCGCAAGGAGCCGAAGUUCCGUGAGUGGCAUCACUGGCUCGUGGUGAACAUACCCGGCACACAGAUCGCGACUGGGGACGUGCUCACCGAAUAUGUGGGCGCUGGGCCGCCCGACGGCACGGGUCUGCAUCGCUACGUUUUUCUGCUGUUCAAGCAGAAGCAGAAGCUCUCCUGCAAGGAGAAACGCAUACCCAAGACCAGCGGCGACAAUCGGGCCAAGUUCAGCACCAGCAAGUUCGUGGCGAAGUACGAUCUUGGCACUCCUGUGGCCGGCAACUUCUUUCAGGCCAAGUACGACAGCUAUGUGCCCAAGCUGUACAAGCAGCUCUCUGGCAAGAAGUAGCAUUAAAUAUGGUCACAAAUUGUAUGUCUGAUAACUAUUAAAAUUCGCAUUGAAGCGCGACGAGUAAUUAA
Drosophila guanche is the source of this 685-nucleotide messenger RNA. Its product is annotated as protein D2. NCBI's taxonomy places the organism in Eukaryota, Metazoa, Arthropoda, Insecta, Diptera, Drosophilidae. The record is from RefSeq and is a predicted model, not a curated record. The transcript is spliced from 2 exons. Bases 45 to 614 code for a protein of 189 amino acids.